AUGGAAAACUGUGAUGAGGAGGAUCUUCCUAUAAAUAUUAAGAGCUCAAAUUUGUAUUAUAACAUCAAUGAUAUUGACGCUGCUUUAAGCGAUAUUCGCAGUGGUGUACCGUUAGGUGUUACUAGUCAAAAAUACGGUAUACCUAAGACAACUCUUCAUUCUCGAGUUAAAAAUAAAGUUCCAAUUGAUGCUAAAAAAGGACCUAAAACAUUUUUAAGUACCAAAGAAGAAAACCAAAUUGUCAAAUGGAUAUUUUUUCUUAGUGACCGUGGAUUCCCAGUCACUAAAAACCAAUUGCUGGAUAGUGUGCGAGAUUUAAUUAAUGAACUGGGCCGGAAAACACCAUUCACUGAUAACAGACCAGGACGACAUUGGUACGAAUCAUUUUUACGUCAACAUCCUGAUAUUGCUAAACGAGUCGUGCAAAAUUUGACAAGCGUUCGAGCAUCUGUAACCGAAAAUUCUCUCCGGAAUUGGUUUAAAGAAGUUGAAGCUUAUCUUGUUGAGAAACAAUUGAUUGAUAUUCCUCUAAGUCGUAUCUUCAAUGGAGAUGAGAGUGCUUUUCAACUAUGCCCAAAGGCCGAGCCAGUAAUCACAAGAAAGGGUACAAAGGCUGUUUAUAAAGUUGUGAACACCAAUGAUAAAGAAAAUAUAACCACGUUGUUUAUGGUGAGUGCUGCAGGUGAGAUGGUUCCACCGAUGAUCAUUUAUCCAUAUCAACGUAUUCCCCAUCAUGUUUCUAAACAUGUUCCGAAAAGUUGGUUUAUUAGUACAUCACAAAAAGGGUGGAUGACCGGAGAAAAUUUUUUUGAAUACGUCGCAAAUGGUUUUUAUCCGUGGUUGAUGGAAAAAAAAAUUGAGUUUCCCGUAAUACUUUAUGUAGAUGGUCAUUCAUCCCACUUAACAUUACCGCUAGUCAAUUUUUGUCGAAUCAAUAAAAUUGAAUUAGUUGCGCUUUACCCUAAUGCGACCCACAUAUUGCAACCUUUAGAUGUCGCUGUAUUUCAUCCAGUUAAAACUGCGUGGAAAAAAACUGUUGAUGGUCAUAGGAUAGAAAAAAAUGGACAAAGUUUAAAGAAAGAAAACUUUGCACCUUUACUAAAUAAAGCUUUACAAUCAAUGAAAUCAUUAAAAAAUACGAUAGAACAUGGUUUCAAAGCAUGUGGACUGUGUCCAUUCAAUGCUGAAGCAAGUGAAAAUGUGGAAUUAAAACCUGAUCCAAAUGAAUGUCGACGAAAUUUAGAGUUUUUCGAAAAAUAUUUCAAAAUUGAUGUGUUAAAAGACUUCGAAGAUUCAGAGCGUGAUGGGUUUUACAUUGAAGAAAAAAUUAUUAUUGAAGCUCUUGAUGAGACAUUGAAUAAUAAUAUAAACGUAAACAUCGAAGAAAAUGAUGAAAUUAAUAAGAGUAUUUUAAUCUUCCCUUUUAAUGAGACAGAGAAUAUAAACAAUUUACCAGAAAAUUAUGAAGUUCUUAAAUCGGAUGUUGAUAGUCAGGCCCUUCCGACAAUUAUUGAUAAUACAUGUGCAAAUAAUUUAGAGUUAAUAACUUGCUCGGAUAAAGAAAACACUAGUAUUUUGUCGAUCGAUGUUAAUUCAUCUAAAUUAAGUGUUAUUAAAGAUGAAUUUUUAUUGGAAAAUCCAAGUUUUAAUAGUUCUUCCAUAACAACAACAGUAACAACUUCUACGACAAUUGUAACAACUUCCACAACCACAGCAAUAGCAAGUUCUUCAGCAACAGUAACACCAACUUCUUCAGCAACAGUAACAUCAACUUCUUCAACAACAGCAAUAGCAAGUUCUUCAGCUAUAGUAACAGCAGCUUUUUCAACGACAGAAACAGAAACUUUCUCAGCGGUAUAA
Molecule: messenger RNA, 1860 nt
Organism: Microplitis demolitor
Lineage: Eukaryota; Metazoa; Arthropoda; Insecta; Hymenoptera; Braconidae
Exons: 5
Coding region: 1-1860 (619 amino acids)
Cellular component (GO): nucleus
Molecular function (GO): DNA binding
Source: RefSeq, a predicted model, not a curated record